AUGUACGCAACAGGUUUUGACCUUCCAUUCAACCUUCAAAUACGCAGCGACAUCAACAGAUUGACGGUCAUCAACGACAGAGCGACGAUCUGCGCGUCGGCAUCUCCUGGCUCCGUGUCGCCUGUCAAGAUGCGAGGAGGCGGCGGAUUGCUCGCGUCGCGAUUCUUUCGUGCGGUCCAGUCCUCGUACCACCCCGCCGCUGGCGCUUGCGCAUCUACGCCGUUCGUCCCUCUCGCCAACAUUCCGACCUCAGCCACCGCCACCACCGCCGCCGCCGCGGCAUUCAGCAACAGCCAUUCCGUUUCUCGGUUCGCGUCUUUCCUUUCGAACCUCCCGCCGCAACCACCGCCGCAAUCGUCGCCGCGGUUUCCGCCGCACUAUUCGCCGGUCGCAGUAUCUUCCAGGUCAUUCUGCACCUCCUCUCCACUCGCGCAGUCCCUCUUGACACGUGGACUUGCUCCCGCGCUUAGUCAGCAACACGUGGUGGUGUCUGAUCCCAUUGGCGCGGCGCGGCUCGUUAUAGCGCGUGGAUUCGCUAAGCGCCCGAAGAAGUGGCGAGGAGACCCCUGGGUGAUGGUGAGGGUGCCGCAGGGGGCAGAGCAGGUGCCGGCGUCUCAGCCCAAUGCUGGCAGCGUGGGCGGCAGGAACCAGAGGCGCCGCAUGCUGCAGCGCCAGCAGUUCAUCAAGGAGCAGUGGCAGAAGGUAAAGGAGCAAAAGAAGGAGGCUUUGAAGCGACGAGAUGAGGAGAGACGGGCAAGAUGGAAGGCUGGCGCUGCAAGAGCAAGGGAAUGGCGGGAACGGCAGCAGCAGCAGCAGCAGCAACAGGAGGGGAAGGGACGGGCGCUACUGUCUAAAGCUCUUCAGUCUUGCAGCAAAGCCAAGGGAUGA
Messenger RNA from Closterium sp. Yama58-4, 888 nucleotides. The record is from the annotation of a GenBank genome assembly. Lineage: Eukaryota; Viridiplantae; Streptophyta; Zygnematophyceae; Desmidiales; Closteriaceae.